AUGGAUAUCGGUGAACUUAAAAAUCCCUACUCUGCCAAAAAGGAAUCUGGUAACACAUCUACAGGCUCUGGUCUGUUUAAGAUUGGCGAUUAUGAUGAACCUAAAAAGUCAAACAAUAACGGCAAGCAGCAAGGACAACCUGGCCUCGUCGAGCAAGCUGGUGAAUCCAUCAAGAAUGGCGUCUCGUCUACUGUAAACACACUCACUGGAAAUAACAAAAAAUAA
This is a messenger RNA of Mucor velutinosus, 225 nucleotides long. RefSeq lists its product as uncharacterized. Bases 1 to 225 code for a protein of 74 amino acids. The record is from RefSeq and is a predicted model, not a curated record. Lineage: Eukaryota; Fungi; Mucoromycota; Mucoromycetes; Mucorales; Mucoraceae. The transcript has a single exon.